This is a messenger RNA of Nerophis lumbriciformis (worm pipefish), 2711 nucleotides long. RefSeq lists its product as uncharacterized. The record is from RefSeq and is a predicted model, not a curated record. Lineage: Eukaryota; Metazoa; Chordata; Actinopteri; Syngnathiformes; Syngnathidae.
ACUCGCCCAGCCCAGCGCCGGAAACCUCUCUCAACGAUCAUCUUCUGACUGGACCAGACCUUACCAACGCACUGGUCGGAGUGUUAUGCCGCUUCAGAAAGGGUCCCAUCGCCUUCAUGUGUGACGUGGAGAGAAUGUUCCAUCAAUUCUAUGUUGUCAAGGAACAUCAAGACUACCUGAGAUUUCUCUGGUGGGACAAAGGUGAUUUGAACUCCGAACCUUCAGUGUACAGGAUGAAAGUGCACCUUUUCGGGGCAGCUUCCUCUCCCGGAUGCUGUAACUUUGGACUCAAACAUCUCGCAUCUCAAAGUAAAGACAAGUUCAGCAAAGAGACUGUCAAGUUCAUCCAAAGAGGUUUUUACGUUGAUGAUGGACUUACUAGUGUAACGUCAACAGCCGAAGCCAUAAAGCUGGUUGAAGAAUCAAGAGCACUUUGCAAGACAGGCAAACUCCAUUUGCAUAAGUUUGUGUCAAACAAUAAAGAAGUGCUCGAAGCAAUUCCCCAAGAAGAACAAGCUCAAGCCAAAGACCAAGACCUGGCUCUUGGAGAACCCCACGUUGAACGCGCACUCGGAGUACAAUGGUGUAUCGAAGCAGAUGAAUUCCAAUUCAGAGUCCAAGUCAAAGACAACCCGUUGACAAGGAGAGGGGUGCUCUCGACAGUUGCAUCAGUCUAUGACCCCCUUGGGUUUGUCGCCCCAUUCAUACUGAUUGGAAAGCAAAUACUCCAAACGUUGUGCAAAGACAAAGUAAAUUGGGACGACGAUCUCCCAGACCACAUUCUACCACGGUGGGAAGCAUGGUUGAGAGACCUGCCCAAACUGGCAGCUCUGAAAAUCCCACGAAGUUACUCACAAGACAGCAAUGUUGUACAGUACGAGUUACAUAACUUCUCAGACGCAAGCCUCGAAGGUUAUGGCGCAUGUUCAUACCUCAGAGCAAUAAGUAAAGAAGGAAAAAUCAGUUGUUCACUAGUCAUGGGUAAAGCGAGAGUUGCACCGACUAAACAAACCACCAUACCAAGACUCGAACUAUCAUCAGCCGUGACUUCAGUCCGCAAUGCAGAUGUAAUCAAGCGAGAACUGGAAAUUGAAAAUCUCAAGGAAUAUUAUUGGUCAGAUUCACAAGUCGUAUUGGCAUACAUAUCCAACGAUGCAAAAAGAUUUCACACAUUCGUCGCCAAUCGAAUCCAACGAAUAAGACAAAGCACAAGUCCUGAAAAAUGGCAGCACGUCAGCUCAGAAAACAACCCUGCUGAUCAUGCCUCAAGAGGUUUAAGUGCAACUCAGCUGAAAGAAUCAAACUGGUUAAAAAGCCUAGAUUUCCUUUGGAAACAAGAUAUUCCAGUCAAUGAGGAAAUAGUGGGAGAGAUCGAAGAAACGGAUCCCGAACUCCGUAAAGGUCACACGCACACAACACAGUCAAAGGAAGCAAACCCAGUGCUACAACAUUUACAGAAAUUUUCCGAUUGGUCAAGAGCAAUUAAGGCCAUCGCCAGACUCAAGAGAUUCAUCAAAGAAUAUAAAGGUAUCCAACAAAGAACGAACAAAGUCACAGAUCUUGAAGAGAGAAAGGAUGCAGAAGUGUUCAUCAUCAAGCUAGUGCAAAGAGAAGCUUUCCCUGAGGAAAUAAAGAAAAUCCGAUCUCAAAAAGAAAAUUCUCUACACAAGCACAACAGACUAAUACAGUUGAAUGCUUUCCUGGACAAGUCAGAUGUUGUCAGGGUGGGAGAAAGAUUAUCCCAAUCAGCCUUACAUCAUGAUGUGAAACAUCCCGCAAUUCUUCCCAAAGAAUCUCACGUGUCAGCCCUACUCGUCAAACAUUACCAUGAACGUGUACAUCACCAAGGAAGAGGCAUGACUACAAAUGAAUUGCGUGCAAAUGGAAUAUGGAUCUUAGGAUGUGGAAAUGUUGUUUCAUCGCACAUCUACCGCUGUGUUAAGUGUAGAAAAUACAGAAAAACUGCAAAGGUCCAACAGCGACAGAAAUGGCAGAAAGUUUCAAGAAACCUGCAAGUAAAUGAUAUUGUGAUCAUACAGGAUGACAACGCUCCAAGAUGUAAAUGGAAACUAGCUCGAGUGAUAGAAACUUUGGAAAGCCCAGACGGCAAAGUUCGAAAGGUGAAGUUGAAGACCAGUGAAACCACUUUUGACAAAAGGAAACCACUGACGAGACUGAUAUACCUAGAAAGACCUAUUCACAAAGUCAUGACCCUACUUGAGACUGACUUACACAGUAAAACAGACUCGAACCAGGAUACUUCUUAAAAAAUCACAUUGAGAGACAAUGAGUGAUUUUGGUGGGAGUGUAAGUGUCGUUGAAACUUACACCUAAUAUUUUUGUUUUAAGGGUUAAUAUUUUUUGUUGAAAAUGAUUAUGGUUGUGAAUUCAUGUUACAUUUUUUGUAAAUAAGACAUAUUUUGUUUACUAUAAAAAGGGCAAUUUAUUUCCUUUGUUACACCGCUAUUCUCGCGAGGUUUUGGUUUACUAUUGGAAGUUGCGAGACCUGCAUUCGCCCAGACAUGCAAAGAACUUUGAGCGAGCCAUCAGCAGCAGCAAGAACAUUUAGCUGGCUGAAUAAGGUAUUUGUCAUAUUGUAUCGAAUUGUUCUGUAUAUUUAUAAAGUACAUUGGUUUAAUUAUUGUACGCUCAUUUAGUAUGCACAAGACUGAAAUAUUUGCUGCCCAAGAACCUCCGAAGUGGCAGGCGGC